GUCACGGCUCUAGAAAUUCGUAACAUUAUAAAAAUAGUGUAUAUAACCCAGGCACCUCGCAAGGCAGGUUACACUGGCGUGGAGGAAGACCAGAGGGACGUGGCGGAGGUAACUUUGAAGGGACUGUAGACGCGACUUAACGAGUCAAUUGCACGUCGACAUGGAUUCGCUUGAGCCAGACCAGAUCGAGACCCUCCGCAAGGCGUUCGAUUCCUUCGACACGGAAAAGGCCGGAUCCAUCGGCACCGAGACCGUGUCCACCAUCCUGCGAAUGAUGGGCGUCAAGAUCUCGGAGAAGAAUCUGCAGGAGGUCAUCGCGGAGACGGAUGAGGAUGGAUCGGGAAUGCUGGAAUUCGAGGAGUUCGUCGAGCUCGCGGCCAAAUUCCUGAUCGAGGAGGACGAGGAAUCCCUGAAGGCGGAGCUGAAGGAGGCCUUUCGCAUUUACGACAAGGAAGGCAACGGCUACAUCACCACCGAUACCCUGAAGGAGAUCUUGAAGGAACUGGACAACCGGCUUACGAGCGAGGAACUGGACGGAAUCAUCGAGGAGGUGGAUGAGGACGGGUCGGGGACUUUGGACUUUGAUGAAUUCAUGGAAAUGAUGGCUGGUUAAGUCUCCCUACCCUUCUCCCCAGUGUCAAAAAAAUAAAAUAAAAUAAAAUAUAAUAAAACAAACCCAAACAACAUUUAUUUUUUAAAAAUCAAACCAAACAAAUAAAAGAAUCCCCCCCCCAAAAAAAAAAAGUCAUACACCCCCCCCCCCUCCCUUCCCCUCGCCCUCUCAAAAAAAAAAAAAAAAUAAACAUUAGUAGUAUAAAUCAUUCCUUACAAACACGACUCGAAGACCGAAGAAUUGACUACACGCUCUCGAAACAACCACUUUUCACCCCCGUUUGCUUGUCACUGAAGCCUGCGGUGAUCAGAUCUCUUGCCUUGGGAUGCUUCGGAUAAAUACAAGUGCAAUGGUGUAGAUAGAUAUGUGCACACGGCGAAUACAAAUAUAGGCACGCGUAUACCUAUACACACACACGUCACGUAUGUACGCACGCACGCACACACGCACGCACAUACAUACGCACGUACAUAUAUAAGCUCGUACACACAGACACACCACGCACACAAACACGUACACGUAUACACAUACACACACGCACACGCACACACGUAUAUGUACGCGUAACAUAUAUAUAGUCUAUGAGGUAUGCUGUUUUGUAUUGGAUAUGUGAACAUUUGAUAUUCCAAGAUCGUAUUUUUCUUCUGUAAACCUGAUCACUAUCACCAAAAAAAUCCCAUUUAUUUAUGAAAUUCACUUAAGAAAGUAUGUUUUCUUUCUUUGAAUUAUGUUUUGCAAUGAAGUUUCCCCGUUUUUUUGUUAAGAAAGAAAAGUUCCCGACUUUUUUUAAAGACUUUAUUUUGAAUUGUAUUUUUUUUUGUUUUCAUUUGGCGGGAAGUUUUGGUCCGUGCCCGAGGGAUGACCUUGUAUGUGGUGGUCCAAGGUUAAUAAUGAAAAUGUUUGAAAUA
Messenger RNA from Penaeus monodon (black tiger shrimp), 1521 nucleotides. RefSeq names its product troponin C-like. NCBI's taxonomy places the organism in Eukaryota, Metazoa, Arthropoda, Malacostraca, Decapoda, Penaeidae. Gene Ontology annotation, molecular function: calcium ion binding; enzyme regulator activity. Bases 161 to 613 code for a protein of 150 amino acids. The record is from RefSeq and is a predicted model, not a curated record. The transcript has 6 exons.